Messenger RNA from Mytilinidion resinicola, 1306 nucleotides. Its product is annotated as MFS general substrate transporter. NCBI's taxonomy places the organism in Eukaryota, Fungi, Ascomycota, Dothideomycetes, Mytilinidiales, Mytilinidiaceae. The record is from RefSeq and is a predicted model, not a curated record. The transcript has a single exon. Gene Ontology annotation, biological process: transmembrane transport. Bases 52 to 1278 code for a protein of 408 amino acids. Gene Ontology annotation, cellular component: fungal-type vacuole membrane. Gene Ontology annotation, molecular function: transmembrane transporter activity.
GAGGAUCUUCCAGUGGAUAUGCCCUCCCAAUCCCAUAAAACCGACGAAAAUAUGGCCAUAGAAGACCGCCAAAAGUGCCCCAAUGAGGAGUGGCAUGGCUGGCUUCAAGUCCUCGUAUCUCAUCUCUGCGUCUUCAAUUCUUUCGGCUUCAUCAACGCAUUUGGAAUAUUUCAGCAGUAUUAUUCAACAACGCUCAACUUGCCCCCAUCCACAAUCUCAUGGAUCGGCUCAUCCCAAGUGUUCCUCGUCUACUUCAUUGGAACCUUCUCCGGCCGCACUUUAGAUCUGGGCCAUUACCGGCUUACUCUCUUCGCGGGACUAUCCCUCCAAAUCAUUGGGAUAUUUACGAGUUCUGUGAGUACGCAGUAUUGGCAGCUCCUCCUCUCCCAAGGCAUCUGCAAAGGCCUUGGGGAUGGAUUAAUAUUCUGCCCUGCCGUCGCCAACGCCGCGACGCACUUCGCUGGGAACAGAUGGAGAGUAAUGGCAAUCUCGAGCGUGGCAUGCGGCGGUGCGACGGGCGGGAUGGUAUUCCCCGCCAUCGCCCUAACACUCCUGCAUCGCAUCGGCUUCCCCUGGACCGUAAGAAUCAUGGGCUUCGUUAUGCUCUUCAACGCCGUCGUCAUCGUCUCCCUCGCCGCCUCGAAACCCGGUAAAAGGAAAAGAGGCCCGCUGGUUGAGUGGAAAGCCUUCGCCGAACCCCCCUACCUUCUCUACAACAUCAGCAUGUUCCUCGGUUUCAUCGGCGUCUGGCUAGCAUAUUUCUACGUCCGGCCAUUCUCUCGAAACGUCCUGCACGUCUCGGAACGCACCUCAUUCAACCUCAUCCUCCUCGUCAACGGCGUGGGUGUGCCUGGGCGCCUCGUUCCAGCUCUGAUAGCGGAUAGGCUGCUCGGUCCAAUCAACACCUUCAUCCCAGUCAUGCUGUUCGCGGGCGUCUUCCUCUUUAUCUGGAUCUCUAUCUCCUCGGUCGCCGGUGUCACUACGUUCACCAUAUUCUACGGCUUCUUUGGGGCAGGUGUGCAGAGCCUGCUCCAAGCCGCUCUUGCGAGCCUGAACCCUGAUCCUAAAAGAGCGGGUAUUAGGAUCGGGAUGGGCUUCAGCGUUGUGGGAAUUGCGUCUUUAAUAGGUAGUCCGAUAGGAGGCGCGCUCAUUGAGAAGGCGGGCGGUGCGUACUUGUACGCGCAGGUGUUCGCAGGGAGUAUGAUGAUUGCGGGGAGUGUCGUACUCGUUGCGGCCAGGGUGUCGAAAACUGGAUGGAACCUGAGGGAACGGAUGUAGCUACCACAAAAUGCGAAGGAUGUCAGAC